CUUUCGUCUCCACUCUCUCGUCGUCGUCGGUCUCGGGGCCCGACGGGGUCUCGACGCCGCCUUCCAUCCACGGCGGCCGCCGGUGGCGAUCUGGCUCCUCCUCCUCUUCAUCCACCGCGCAUUACGUUCCGUACAACGAGAGCUCUCCCUUCCACCGGCCUGCGUUUGCAUAUCCAUCCCUCCGCCCGCCUUCCUCGCCGCGAUCCAGGAGGAUGCCGCCGGAGCAAGCCGGAGACCUCGCCGCCGUUGCGAGUUCAAGCCGAUUCAACAAUGCCGCCAUGGGAGGAGCAGCAGAAGCUUCCUCAUCAGAGAGAGACUCCAUGAAAGGGCGCACAAAGAAGCUCCUAGUAGAUAAGGUAUACCUAGCCCAAUGAUCGGAUCUGUGCAGGGGACUCCACGAGCAAGCGCGCGUGGCUUGAAUUCACUCCUGAAAUCGACGUGCUGUGCUAACUGUAGCCUGUAGGAGUGUAGGGGGUAGAGGAGGCUGGUCCUGUGCUCUCUUAUCUAGCAGGGUGGCUGGUGAGGGUUAGUUCAUUCUUUGAUGUCCCCCACCAUCCUAAUCCAAAGAGAAGCUAUGCUAGGUUAUUAGGGAGGGGAAACACCACUGAUGAGAUAUGGAGGGAGGGGGCCUGGCCUCCCUCCUGGCUGUCCCUGUUCUUGAUGUGAAGAAAGGGGCACCAAUCUCUGACUUGUUUCUGCCUCAGCACAGUUCAUUCCCCUCACAGGCAUGCUUGCACCUCCAUCAUGAAAGUGUCCCUCCUCCCUCAGCCUCCCCUUCUUUGGUCUUUUCCCACCUUUAUGCUGUGCUACAAUGAGAACCGCCGUCGCUCGCGCACCCGAUUGGCCUGCGUGAGAAUCGACUCACCUCCUUCUUAAUAACAUCGAUAUGAUAGCCUCCUUUCAUAUCCAGCUUUUUUUAAUGCUGUGCUACAAUUUAGUUUAAGUUAUUGACUUUUUUUUUUGCUUUACCUUUGGUUUAGCUCUGAUGUAUUUCUCCAAAAACUUUAGGAGACAUGGAAACAGGAGAUGCUUGCUUGAGAAUUUUUUUGAGAUAUUACGUAAUCGCUAGCUUUAUGGUGAUGCUGACUUGAGUGAACUAUACUAGAGAACAUGAACGUGGAAAGAUAUGCCCUUUUUACCUUGAAAGAAGCAGAUUGCUCUGCUUGCCUAAUGCUGUGCCCACUAAGAAGCUCAAGAAGCAUGGUGGAUGCAUUUUAGUGUUUGGUAAAAUGUCGAAGCUCAAGAAGCAUGUAUGUAUAAUAGCUGCUGAAUGUUUCAUUUCUUGCACAUGUGGCUAUUCAGAUCAUGGAGGAUGCAGGCCACUUUGAAGGGGUUUUUUUUUUCAUUAGUUUCUGUUGUGGAGCGAGAAGGUUAGAUAGAUCUCACAAGGACAAGGAGAAAGAAAUCUGGGGAUAUAUGACAAUAAUGAUAUUACAAGGGAUCCAAUAACUCAUCUUUCCUGAUUAAUCCUUACAACUUUAGCAAAGAAUAUGUGCACCGUUUCCCCUUUUUUGUGAAGGUAGUUAAUAGACGAAGAGCAGGGGGCAUGGCACCACCACAGGGAGUGCACCAUAUGCGGCGAGCAUCCGCAUACUGUAAAUGCAUGCCUUUACCCUGAAAUGACUAGAUAAUAUCAUAAAGAAAGUAUGAUGCCUGGGAUUGUCACCUACGCGUUUAUUCCAUCGAUAUCACCUUUUGAAAAUGGCUAGGGGUACGGUAGAAUUCCGCUUUCUAUUGUGAUAAUGUGAUAUUCAAUUGAAAGGAAUUGGUAUGUGAAAUAAUCUGCAGCUGCCACCUUUGUAGCAGGUGUAAGUCAGUAGAGCUCAGCUGAUGUACUGAUAUUUUGAGCAUAUGCAUGCGCAGGCUCUUUACCUUCCUGAGUAACCUGUUCUUUUUACUAUUGAAUCAUCCUUGGAUGCUUCAAGUUGGGGAUGCACCUAGUAUGGAAUUUGGUGUUUGUUUAUAGCCGUAUGUUUUGUUGAUUCAGUGACCUUGGGACCUUGCAAACUAAGGCUAGCAUUGUUCCCUUCUAACGCCUUAUGUUACACGAAACCUUCAGAUGCUGUUACAACUUUCCUGGAAUAACUUUUUUAGUGUACAAAAUAUGUUAUUGUCUCCAGUAUUAUCUACUUUACUGAUGUGUUUCAUUGUGUGCGACCUUGUACCACGGCAGUGUAUUCCUUAGUUGCAUUAUUGACAACUUUAUCAUGAUCUGACAAAUAUCAUUAUUGUGUGUGCACCUUUUGCCUCAUCAUCUUGGUGGAUGUUUUUUUUUUCCACUGGAAUAUUGUUUACCUGUGGUCUAUGUGCUUUGAUUUGUCAUUGUCAGCAUCUCCAUGCCCAGUUCCAUAUGAAAUUGCAGUCAAAAGAGUUCACAUUUUUUUUUGCAUGAAUUAAACUUUGUUCUGUUUUUGCCAGCAGCUUCAUGCUUAGGUCCAUGGGAUUGUGUGGCAAUGUAAACAUGUUUUUUUCUUCUGUUUACUCCUUUUGACCACAAUACUAAUAUUAUGAUUUUUGAGCAUUGUAGAUGGUCUCUGCUUCUGGAGAGUGGAGACUCUGGUUAGCAUCAGUCACUUGACCCACUACAAAUAAUAGAAGUUCCUGGGAUGAAGAACCAAUAACUGUCAGCCACAACCCUUUGUUUGCAUUCUUAUUACCUUUGUUACUUAGUCUCCGCUAGAUUAUCCAUCUCCUUUGAUUGAGGUUAAUCAUGUCCUUUUGAUCCAACUGGUUUAAAAGUUACAACUUUUCAUCUAGGUGGUGCAUUUGUUAUUAAUUUGUUAACCACAAUCCAUGGCAUGGUACUAUUCACCUUUUCUUGAUACAUAAAACAUUUCAUUCAAAAAAUGGAAGUGGAUCAGGUUUACACUUUUGUCACUCACCUCUCCUAGGAUCUUCAACUCAGUUCUAGCUUUUCCAACCUAUUUUUUCUAUCAUUACCACAAAAAGAUUGCCCUUUACUUACUGGUUACCCAAGUAUAGUGUCUUUUGCCUAUCCCUACAUGCCUCAUGUUUUCUUCAUGGCUAGGAGUUUGUAGUGAUAUUUCAAGACUAGUGCAAAUAUUUCAUAUUUUUUCUUCAUGACAAAGGGGACCUUCUUAAAGGUACAUCGUGAGAAACAGGUGGAGUUCUGCGUCACACAGCAAAGCAAGGCAAUGGAUAAUGGAGGACAGCGUCUUGAUAUAAUUUUUAAGUUUUCAACAUAUUAUCACAUCACAUUACACUUUUCAAUAGAACACUACUAGAGGGAGUUCCAUAAAUUGAGACACUGUCGUGUCCAGAAAGAUAGCAAGUGGAUCAUCUUGCACAGGCUGCACCGUCGUAUUGGUUCAGAAUCUUUCAAAUAAAGUCGAAAUAUUAAGAAGAUAUGCUUCUCAGACCAUGCAUCACCACACUAUAUAAGGGGCAAACAAGCUCCCAGUAUCGUUACUUUGAGCCCCCGCCUCCCCUUUUGAAAUAAGGUUGACUGUAAUUCUGCUUUUGUUCGUAAUAUGGAUGAUCAUAACUUAGACUACAAGGGAAGUGGUGCUCUUGAAGAGCUUGAGAUGUUAACAGUGAAUGCCAAAGAAGCCCAAGAGCUCAUAUUGACGAAAAUCCUUGAGAGGAAUCAGGCUACCGAGUACCUGAGCAAAUUCAUGAAUGGGUCAACAAAUAUUUCUGCCUUCAAGAGACAUGUUCCUGUAGUAACAUAUGAUAAGGUACAUCCAUACAUUCUCAGGAUUGCAACUGGUGAGGAAUCUUCAAUUUUAUGUGGAGAAUAUAUCUUGGAGCUGCUUAGAAGCUCGGGGACUUCUCGAGGUGAGCCAAGAUUGAUGCCGUCCAUCUUAAAGGAUCUUGACCGUCGAACCUACCUCUAUAGUCUGAUCAUGCCUAUCAUGAACAAGUAUAUAUCAGGCCUUGGUGAGGGGAAAGCUAUGUACCUUCUCUUUGUGAAAGCUGAAACACUGACAGAUUCUGGAAUUCCAGUUCGAUCAGUCCUCACUAGCUACUAUAAGAGCCCUCAUUUCCUUCACCGCAAACACGAUUUAUACAACAACUAUACCAGUCCUGAUGAGGUCAUUCUUUGCCCUGAUAGCCAGCAGAGCAUGUACUGCCAGCUGCUCUGUGGCCUGGUAGAACGCCAGCAUGUUCUUCGUAUCGGGGCAGUCUUUGCCUCAGCAUUCCUUCGAUCUAUCAGCUUCCUUGAGCAGCAUUGGCGUGACCUUGUCAAUGACAUACGAAUUGGUCAGCUCAACUCCAGUAUCACCAGUCCAGCAUGCCGUUUGGCCAUGCUGAACUUCCUUGCAUUGCCCAACCCAGAGCUAGCUGAUCAGGUUGAGGCAAUAUGCAGCUGCGGUUCAUGGAAGGGGAUUCUGGGAAGGCUAUGGCCUAAUGUUAAAUAUAUCGAAGCUGUUCUUACGGGCACAAUGGCACAAUAUAUCCCCAUGCUGGAAUUCUAUGGUGGUGGUGCGAUUCCUUUCGUCUGCACGAUGUAUGCUUCCUCAGAAAGCUAUUUCGGUGUCAAUCUGAGUCCACUAUGUAGCCCAGCUGAUGUGUCUUACACCAUCCUCCCAAACAUGGCUUACUUUGAGUUCAUACCAUUAGAGGACGGCCUCAGGUUGACUGAUCACGAGGAGGUGAUAGAGAAUGACAAGCUUGUCAGCCUGGUAGAUGUCAAGGUUGGAUGUUACUAUGAGCUUGUAGUUACCACAUUUUCAGGUCUUUACAGGUACAGGGUUGGUGAUGUGCUUCAAGUGACAGGCUUCUACAACCGAGCUCCGCAGUUCAAAUUCAUUUGCCGGAGAAAUGUUAUCCUCAGCAUCGAUUCUGACAAGACCAACGAGGAGGAUCUCCACAACAGUGUCACCACUGCUAAGAAAAUCCUGGAGAACCAAAAUUACCUCCUCCUGGAGUACACUAGCUACACUGAUAUUUCCACUGUCCCUGGCCACUACGUGCUGUUCUGGGAGAUCAAGUCCACCCACGAUGAAAGGCCGGCCCCUCUUGACGCUCAGCUCCUCGAGAGCUGCUGUGCUGCUGUCGAGGAGUCACUGGACUACGUCUACCGUCGUUGCAGAGCCCAUGACAGGUCCAUAGGGCCUCUGGAGAUACGGCUUGUUGAAGCUGGUGCAUUUGAUGCUCUGAUGGAUCUAUUGGUUAGCCAUGGCAGCUCCAUUAACCAGUACAAGACACCCAGAUGCAUCGAAUCUAGCCUUGCACUGAAGCUGCUGAACUCCAAGGUCAUUGCCUGCUUUUUCAGUCCACAGGAUCCUGAAUGCGGCAUGUAAAACUUUGGUAAAUAAGCAAGUAUGCUUCUGUGCUUGCUUGAUAUGCAAUCUUACUACAAUUAACCGAAAUUAAUAGUCUGAGAUAUAGUGGAAAUAAUAAUAAUAAUAAUGUACUACUAGCUUAAAUAAUGAAGUUCUUAUUUUAGAUGGCUGCAGGCUUUAGGAGCUUCAUUUCCAAUCUAGUCAGAUCAGCCUGCUGCCUAGAUAAGUGGGUAUAAAUGUUGCCAACUUUUAGAUUUUCAUUUGGGUUUUAAUUACUGAAUAUUCAGGGGCCAACAUACCCAAAUGAGAAUGAUAUGUGCUGUUGCUGCUAAAGAAGUUUGCUGCUCCCCUCUGUAGUCUCAUGGAUGACUGAACACUUAACUGAAUGAUGUAUACUUUUGUUCCUAUAUAUGCUGCAGCAGCAAAUAUUCCA
Messenger RNA from Oryza sativa Japonica Group (Japanese rice), 5682 nucleotides. NCBI's taxonomy places the organism in Eukaryota, Viridiplantae, Streptophyta, Magnoliopsida, Poales, Poaceae. The record is from RefSeq and is a predicted model, not a curated record.